UAAGAAUAGAGUGACGAUGGAAGACCAGGCUACGCUGAAAAUCAGCUACACAGAACCGGAAGACGAGGGACUGUACACCGUUGCGGUGGUGCUGGACGUGGCGGGACAGGAGGAGAAGUUCGUCCGGUUGGAGAUCCUCGAACCACCCAGAGUUGUGGUAGGCCCAGAGGAUCCGUACGUUGUCCAGUUCAACACCACCGUAACGCUGACCUGCUCCGUUUCCGGCGCCAAGCCAAACAUUACGUCACUCCACUGGCGGAAAAACGGCAUGUCUGUCAAAACUCUCACGGCCAGCACUGCGCCGGGAUAUCGCAAAUACCAGGGUGGAAAUGGCGCGGACCCGAACCUGCGCCUACGGAAUGCCGGGAAGGAUGACGCGGGCAUGUACACAUGCGUGGCUGAUCACGAAGCUAGGCAGGGCAGGGCCAGUCUCAAACUGGAGGUGCUCUAUCCGCCCACCAUCAUCCACAUCUCGGGCUCCCUCACCAUGGCAACCGGAGACUCCGUCAAGCUGUACUGCCGGGCGGACGGCUACCCCAAACCGGUCAUCAGGUGGUUGAAGGAGGGUCUUCUGUUGCCCACUGACCUUCAGACAUCCACGGGAGAGGUCAGCAUGAUGACCUUGUCCAACCUCAACAUUAACGACAGCGGCCAGUACGCAUGCUCCGCCAGCAAUGACGUCGGCAGCGCGGACGCGAAGACACUGAGGCUGACCGUGCAAGACAUGGUGGCCCGACAAAGCUCAAGUACGAAAGGCAGCUCCACCCGGACCGCCAUCAUCGCCGGGGCCGUCGCGGGGGGUCUGUGGCUGCUGCUCUGUCUGGUGCUGCUCGGCAUCUGGGUCAGGCGGCGUCGUGAGCGGCUGAAGAAGCGCGCCCGGAACCCGCCCUACUACUCCGUCGGGAUGAAGGAGUUCGACUACUACCCCAGGGGGAGGCAGUCCAUAGACAAGGACAGCGGGGCAGUGCGGUAUCUAACGGACUCCCACAGCGACAUGGGUCUCGGAGCGACCGUCCCACUCGCUGUGGAGUACAGCAGCAAACGGGACAACAGGAGAUCCGGGGACGGCGACUCAGUGACGUGGCGAAGGUUCGCGAAGGUCCUGUACACGUACGUGCCGACGGAUGAAGACGAGUUGCGGCUACAGUCCGGAGAUGUGGUGGAGGUGCUGAAGGGGGAGGGGGGCGGCUGGUGGUACGGAAAACUGAACGGCAAGGCCGGACUGUUCCCCUCCAACUACGUGGAAAUCAUCAACCUCAACGAGACCCUGCGGCGGAAGGGUGCCAGCCCGCGGCCCAAGUCGCAGCUCGGGGUGGGGUGCAGGGGUGACGUCAGCGACAACCAGAACAACCUGAGCCGGGAGGUGCGCAGGGGCAGCCGGGAGGGCGAGCUGCUCAGGGACGGGCUCAGGACUUAACCUGCACAAAGCUACGGACGGGUUCAGGACUGAACCCAUACAACGCUACGGACGGAAUAAGGACUGAAUCUUUUGGCGCUACGGACGGCAUAAGGACUUAACUCUUAAUACAACGCUAAAGGACGGGCAUAGGAUUAAAACCUUACAACACUGGCUUAGAACUUGACCCUCGCAGCGCUAAGGACGGGUUUAAGACGGGCUUAGGACUUAACAGUCGCAACGCUAAGGACCGGCCCGGAACUUACUGUACAGACGACAUCUCGCCGGACUUAAGUCUUACAACGCUACGGACGGGCUUAUGACUUAACCUCCGCGACGCUGAGCAUGAAAUCAGGACUUAACCCUCGCAACGCUAAGGACGGACCCGGGACCUACUGUACAGACGGCACCAGGACUUAACCCUCACAACGCUACGGAUGGGCUUGAAACUUAACCCUUACAACGCUACGGACGAGCGUAGGACUUAACCCUCGCGACGCUCCGGACGGUCGUAGGGCUUACCUGCAUAAAGCUACGGACGGACUUGGGACUUAACCCGUACAACGCUAAGAACGGGCGAAGGACUCAACUCUCACAACACUACGGAAGCCCUCAGAGGAGAACUUUACUGAACUUUAAAACUCUACUGACGGACUAAGGGCCGGGAUGCCAUAGUACGGACAGCCAUACUGCAGACGUUGUCAACUAUCGGCACGUAAAGGACUGUCCCAGCGGGACAUUUAACCCUUGGUACCCAAGGGUGGCCUGGUAGCCAUAAUGAAACAGGGUGCAACUUUCUGUACAUACUCGGAUGUAUCGCUCAGAACUGUUCUUUCAGUAACGUUGAUACAUCACCACAUAAAGAACCACUUUGUUAUUAUAUGCUAACUAGACCUUUAGUACGGAAUAUAUAUAGAGAGAGAUUAAGUGAUACAUGUCAUUUGCAAUCUCUGUUACAAGCUUUAGCCAACAAGGCGGCACAAUCUAUGGAUGACAUUCUCUCUCGACUUAAAAUUUUGUACGAUAGAAAACAAUAAUAACCUGCUCUGAAUAAGGCAAGGUGGCAUGAUUAUGAAAAACAGGGCAACAAAUUUUGAGAAUUCAUUUGGAAUCUUAAAAUUAUGAAAAAAUGUGGAAAUGUUGUAACGUUAAGUUUGAACCCGAUGUAUUUUGCGUUCUUGUUACUAAAGCUAAGAAAAUGAACGAGCAAAUUGCCACAUGCAAUACAUAUUACGUAGAUUCAUGUUUUAGACUGUAUCCUGUAUAACUGAUUAUUUUUGCACCAUUAAUCAUUUCAUCUUUAAGAUUCCGCAUAUACACGGUAGAGUGUCGUCCAUAAAACGAACGGUGUGUGGCCUAACACUGCAGGGCUUGAAAUACUUUUUUCUGCAUACCUGCACUGGUGCAGGUAACAUUGAAAAUUACCUGCAACAGACAAAUUUUACCUGCACCACUCUGGAUUUAGGAAUUAUGGAUCAUACUAAAUUGCUGAGGAAUCAUUGCUAUGUUUCUUUUAUACUUAAUAGGUGGUAACUAACAGUCAAUGCACCAGUGCAGGUUAGGUGCAGGUAGACACCAGAAAUACCUGCACAGGUCCAAUUUUACCUGCACUAACCUGCGUUUGCAGGUGGUAUUUCGAGCCCUGCACUGUACAGAAAAUACUUCUCUACUCAGUCCGAAAAAAACUAAAUUUCUGCUAUGUAAUAAUACGCAAAGGACAUCCCAUAUGCAGGCAAUGUCUCGGCACACUCCAUUUGCGAGAUGAAAUAUUCCCGGAAACUGCUGCCAGCAGCGUUUGUCGCCGGCCACGCUGUAAGAUACGCUCAGUAAUGUACAUAUUUAUUGGAAAUCGACCGUUUCCGGGAAGCAAGUAAUAAAUACUGUGCGUUUAUGAUCCAUGUCUGGUUU
Branchiostoma floridae (Florida lancelet) is the source of this 3304-nucleotide messenger RNA. Its product is annotated as hemicentin-2-like. Gene Ontology annotation, cellular component: cell-cell junction. Gene Ontology annotation, biological process: cell-cell adhesion. The transcript has 10 exons. The record is from RefSeq and is a predicted model, not a curated record. Bases 17 to 1417 code for a protein of 466 amino acids. Gene Ontology annotation, molecular function: cell adhesion molecule binding. Lineage: Eukaryota; Metazoa; Chordata; Leptocardii; Amphioxiformes; Branchiostomatidae.